GAUGAUACUAACAUAAAGCAGAAAAGUUAUUCACAUAUUAUAAUAUUUACUUAAAAACAAUAGAAUAAAUGACAUUGCGAUUUAAAAAUGUUAAUAUACAUUAAAUUUCAUUAAUUUGUUAAGUAUUUAAUUUAUUGUAUCACAAUACAUUAGCUUAAAUGAUUUUCAUCUGCAUUGUUUCUGAUUGCUUUACAACAUGGCAACAGACUCAUCAAAUGAAAUUAUUUUGAGCUACUACGACUGCUUACUGAGAGCAAGUGAUGUUGAAUUGCUUCAAGGAUCACAUUGGUUGAAUGAUGUUAUAAUAGGAUUUUAUUUUGAAUAUCUGGAUGAAACAUUUAACAAGAAUGAGAAAAGAGACUUUUACUUUAUCAGUCCUGAAUUAACACAAUUGUUAAAAAUGACAGAACCAGAUCAAUAUAUUAUAUUUUUGGAUCCUUUUAGUAUAUCAGAAUGCAAAUGUAUUCUUUUUCCUUUGAAUAACUGUGAUAAAAAAGAUACAGCUGGAGGAACACAUUGGAGUUUAUUAAUAUUUUGUAAAGGAGAUAAAACAUGUUAUCAUUUUGAUUCGGCAAAAGGAUAUAAUGGUAGUAUCGCCUCACAAUUUGCAGAGAAUGUAAUGAGUUGCGUACUUGAUAAGAAUGAACCUAACAAGAGAUUCGUUGAGGUAAAUAGUCCACAACAAGACAAUGGUUAUGAUUGUGGAGUUUAUGUGUUAUGUUUGGCAGAUAUUAUUACAAAUCAUAUUUUGAAAAAUGAAAACAUGAAUGGAUGUAAUUAUGACCAGGUAAAAGAAUUAGUGCGUACAAAACGUACAGAUUUAUUAAACUUGAUAAAUGAUCUUAAACGUAAACCACUUGCUAAUUAAUGAUAAGUAUCAUGUACAUAUACAAUUAUUACAUUUAAUUAUUUUUGUACAAAUAUAUUGUAACUAUUCUAUUAUCAAAUAAUUUGUUUACAAUUUUAUGUUGAAUUUAUGAUGUAGGUAAUAAAUUUACAAAUAUAUUAAUA
This is a messenger RNA of Bombus pascuorum, 1011 nucleotides long. Its product is annotated as sentrin-specific protease 8-like. Gene Ontology annotation, biological process: proteolysis. The coding region runs from base 197 to 868 and encodes 223 amino acids. Gene Ontology annotation, molecular function: deNEDDylase activity; cysteine-type peptidase activity. The transcript has 2 exons. NCBI's taxonomy places the organism in Eukaryota, Metazoa, Arthropoda, Insecta, Hymenoptera, Apidae. The record is from RefSeq and is a predicted model, not a curated record.